AAUAAUCUGAGCCUCACUCAGCACUCAGCACACAAAAUCAAACCAACCCACACCUCGCCUCGCUGCAGGCCCCACCCGUCAGCCUCACGCGACCCGUACAGUCAUAGAGACAGGGACAAGCAGCUAGACAGAGAGAGAGGCGAGCACUGGAGAAGAAGAUGGGGGAGGAGAAGGCGGCGGCGGCGGCGCGCGCGGCGGAGCAGGCGCGGGAGCUGCAGGACGCGGCGGCGGCGCUGCUCUCGCGGACGUGGGCGGAGGAGGAGGCGCUGCGCCGCCGCGCCGCCGUGCUCCGGGAGGACCUCGCCCGGCUGCGCAGGGCCGCCGCCCGCGCCGACAGCGACAAGGUUGAGGAGGACCUGGAUCGAGCGGCGUGCCUCAUAAGUGAUGGCGACAUUGCCACGAUUCUCCCCAGCAAGGCGCAUGGCGCUUUCCUGAAGUUGCUCUUGGGACCAGUGAAUCUCCGGGCAAGGAAGGAGGUGCAGCUCAAGGUGAAGGAGGAAUACAAUAGCUACAGGGAUAGGACUGCUGUAGUCUUCCUUGGUUUUCCGAUGAUUCUGUUGUUUCUUAGGUCAUGGUUAUGGAAUGGAUGCUUUCCAGCAUUGCCAGUUCAGCUAUACCAGGCUUGGCUGUUAUUCCUGUAUACAACUUUAGCUUUGCGGGAGAACAUAUUGCGAGUUAAUGGAAGUGAUAUCCGUCCUUGGUGGGUAUGCCAUCACUACUGUGCUAUGUUGAUGGCUCUUGUAAGUCUCACAUGGGAAAUUAAGGGACAGCCUGACUGUGCACGUAAACAGAGGGGUGUCGAGCUGUUUCUGUGCUGGGCUGUAAUGCAAGGUUUUGCCAUGAUGUUGCAGAACAGAUAUCAGCGUCAAAGACUGUAUACUCGGAUUGCUUUGGGGAAGGCUAAGAGAAUGGAUGUUGUGUGGGGAGAGACUGCUGGUGUUGAGGGUCAACUCUUGCUGCUGUGUCCUGUCCUCUUUCUCUUGCAGGUCUUUGAGGGUUAUGUUGGAUUUUUACUUCUUCGGACAGCUCAUAGAGGCCUCAUCCCUGAGUGGCAGGUUGUGGUAUGUGGGAUCCUGCUCAUUGCAAUGGCUAUUGGCAACUUUGCAAACACAGUGGACACAUUGAUGGUUAAGUCCAGAUUCAAAGCAAAGAUGAAAAAGUCCAAGAGCAAACGGGAUCUUGCUGCGUGCACAUCACCGACUGGCUCACCGCUGACAAAUUCAGCAGCUGGAGCUUGAGAAGGAGGUGUUCACAUCCUAUGAACAUUGCCUGUAUUGAAUCAGGGCUUAUUACAAUUGUAAAUCAUUAGUUUUCCGGCCAACAGAUCCUAGUGCUGCUGACUGUGUCAAACCUCAUACCUCAUCAAACGACUAGGUUGCUGACGGCCUCAGGUUAAGGGUAACUAAGAAUAAACUGUUCAUGUCCGUUUCUUUUUUGUUCUGAACAUCGAGUGGGCUAGAUGAACUUAGGACUGUAAAAGGUAGCGAAAUUUUCUGGGUAUAGUUAUUUAUGAGACUAGAUUGCCGGAAUCAAACAUGUGAAGUUGUAUACAAGCUGUGACCCUGCCAA
This is a messenger RNA of Lolium rigidum, 1569 nucleotides long. Its product is annotated as transmembrane protein 120 homolog. The transcript is spliced from 10 exons. The record is from RefSeq and is a predicted model, not a curated record. Gene Ontology annotation, cellular component: membrane. Lineage: Eukaryota; Viridiplantae; Streptophyta; Magnoliopsida; Poales; Poaceae. Bases 159 to 1238 code for a protein of 359 amino acids.